Molecule: messenger RNA, 616 nt
Organism: Aspergillus glaucus CBS 516.65
Lineage: Eukaryota; Fungi; Ascomycota; Eurotiomycetes; Eurotiales; Aspergillaceae
Exons: 1
Coding region: 84-440 (118 amino acids)
Source: RefSeq, a predicted model, not a curated record
GGUAUUAACAUCGAGGCACGGGGUAGGUGGAUUUGUCCCUGUCUACUCCUUGCUAUCAUGAAAGGGGGUGAUGAUAACUAGUUAUGGUUUCCUUCUUACUUAAGCGUGUGGCGAAUCCUCUUUCAGAACAUGAGACAGUCCGCGUUAUGAGUCCAUUGCCUCUUGCUGUUGAGUGGGACAGUUUUACAAAAACAAAAUAUUUGUUGAAAGCUAUUGAAAAAUGGGGUAUUCCUUUGCAAGACUGGCGAUAUCUGGCAGAACAGGAAACGGUCAAAAAGCGCGAGCCUAAAAUCAAACGGCUUCUCGAGUAUUACUACUGGAGAGGAAGAUAUCCUCCUCCAAACUUAAAGGCAAAGGGGUUGGGAAGAAGACGAAACAGCAGCGGAGACGUUGCAGGAACCCCGAGAUAUAAUCUUCGGGCAAGGAAAUCGGCGAAUUGACGCCCGGUUUUCUGAACGUGUCUGGACAACUAUAAACUUAUGUGACCUGUGACAUGUACUCCUUUGUAUUUAUCCAGUGGCAACACUACGCUAUUUACAAACAUUAAUUCCACGAUUCCGGAACCCUGACCGGCAUCGACAAAAACACCCUCCCAUCCUCACUAAGCGGCAACCUC